UUGGACUUGGAUCGUCCAGGGCAGACUGACUGGUUCUACUAAACCAGAAACUCUCCACAUUAUAGAGCAAAACCUGAUAAUUUACAAGCCACUUCACUGGAGCUGUCGACAACACCACAACAUCUCAUUGACAGGAGAGAAAGAGAUUACGACCAAAAUGGACCCAUCUAACGGUCUAAACCGGCCGCUGGAGAUUGUCCCGAACACGGAGGAGAAGAUGAUGGAACGAGGACAGUGGAGUAAUAAGCUGGAGUUUGUGCUGUCAGUCGCUGGAGAGAUUAUUGGACUGGGAAAUGUGUGGCGCUUCCCGUAUCUCUGCUACAAGAACGGUGGAGGUGCGUUUUUUAUUCCAUAUCUGAUCUUCCUCUUCACUUGCGGUAUUCCCGUGUUCUUCCUGGAGAUCGCUCUGGGUCAGUACACAAGUGAAGGAGGAGUCACCUGUUGGAGAAAGAUCAGUCCACUGUUUGAAGGUAUUGGAUACGCAACUCAGGUCAUUGUGGCUCUGCUGAAUUUCUAUUAUAUAAUAGUUCUGGCCUGGGGAAUAUUUUACCUGUCCAACUCUUUCUCCUGGAACCUGCCGUGGUCUUCCUGCAACAACACUUGGAAUACAGAUUCCUGCGUAGAAUUUCAAAGAAGAAAUGAAUCUGUUGACCAAAGUCACCUUGAAAACGCAACAUCACCUGUGAUUGAAUUUUGGGAACGGAGAGUUUUACGGAUCUCCUCUGGAAUCGAUGAGAUUGGGACAUUACACUGGGAUCUGGUGCUCUGUCUGCUGGUGGCCUGGGUUCUGUGCUACUUCUGUAUCUGGAAGGGUGUGAAGUCCACAGGCAAGGUGGUGUACUUCACUGCAACCUUCCCGUAUGUGAUGCUUUUGGUUUUACUCAUCAGAGGGGUCACGCUGCCCGGAGCGUCCCGCGGGAUCCAGUUCUAUCUUUAUCCCGAUCUGGGAAGGUUAGCCGAUCCACAGGUAUGGAUGGAUGCGGGCACACAGAUCUUUUUCUCUUACGCCAUCUGUCUGGGCUGUCUUACUGCACUCGGCAGCUACAACAAAUACAACAACAAUUGCUACAGGGAUUCUUUGGCCUUGUGUUUUCUCAACAGCGGAACCAGUUUUGUCGCUGGUUUUGCCAUCUUCUCGAUUCUCGGCUUCAUGUCUUACGAGCAGAACGUUCCGAUUUCAGAAGUGGCAGAAUCCGGUCCUGGUUUGGCGUUCAUCGCGUAUCCGCGGGCUGUGUCCAUGAUGCCCAUCUCACCGCUGUGGGCCUGUUUCUUCUUCAUAAUGAUUGUUCUGUUGGGAUUAGACAGCCAGUUUGUGUGUGUGGAGAGUCUGGUCACGGCUAUGGUGGACAUGUACCCGUCUGUGUUCCGCCGAAAGAACCGCAGAGAACUGCUCAUCCUUGCCGUGGCUGUCGUGUCCUUCCUCGUGGGUCUGAUUAUGCUCACAGAGGGUGGAAUGUAUGUCUUCCAGCUGUUUGAUUACUAUGCAGCGAGUGGAAUGUGUUUGCUCUUUGUUGCUGUUUUUGAGACAGUCUGCAUUGCCUGGAUAUACGGUGCUAAUCGAUUCUAUGAUAAUAUUGAGGAUAUGAUCGGUUAUCGUCCAGGGCCGUAUAUUAAAUACUGCUGGAUGUUCUUCACCCCGGCCACAUGUUUUGGUACAUUUGCGUUCUCUCUGAUCAAAUACACUCCUCUGAAGUAUAAUAAUGUGUAUGUAUACCCGUGGUGGGGUUACGCUCUCGGCUGGCUGCUCGCUCUCUCCUCGAUGGUCUGUAUCCCGCUGUGGGUAAUUUCUAAACUGAGCACGGCCAAAGGUUCACUCAGAGAGCGUUUUCAUGAGCUCACCAUGCCCUCUCCUGACCUGGCCAAGACCAAACGUGAGCAGGAGAAACUUCAGGCCAUUUUUGUGGCUGAUGGUGACAGUCUUCGCCAGCGAAGUGCCCCGACCAAAGACGGGUAUUUCCCUGUCAGUGAGAAGGAGUCGCACUGUUAGCCCCACCCCGAAAGCCAUGGAACUGUGAUGGACCAGUGUGUUUCCCAGAUGGUGGUCCUUCUAAACUUCCCAUGAUACCUCACAAUACUGGCAGCCAAAUAAACUAUACAGAGAUGCCAGGGUGAUGUUUGACCUCCAUAGGUUAAUGAGAGGAUUUUAAGAGCUUCUUUUGAUUUCAUAUUUGCUCUUGUAGGACAAGAGUGCAUGAAGUGUUGGUUAGUGUCAAUAUUAUAGAUAAUAGAAAGAAAAUGUCAACAUUAAAACCUAUUUACUAUUACUUCCGUAAUGUCACAUAUUUUCAAGUGGCACAGGAUAUUCAAGAAAAAAUGUCGAGCAAAGCAUGUUAUGAACAUCUCCAGGUCAUAUAGUUCACCCCUAAAUCAAAAGAAAGGAAUAAGAAAUGAUAUGGUGUUGGCAUUCCUAUUCAUCCCUAAGGCAGGAUUGGGAACUGAGAACCAGUGCUUAUUCGGAUACUGUUUUUAAAAACAUUCAGUUCCGCUAACGGCUCUUGAAUGUUCAUUUUCCUGCCGAUGUGGAGGGAAGCCAUACUAAAAUACUCUCAAAGUGUUUUCUCUAUACUGAAUCUUAUUCACAGUUACUUUUGAUUUUAGACGGGAAUGAUAACAAGGAUGAGAGGGAUAGAAUCCCAGAUCAAAUCUUAUUUUCCACAACUAAUUUUUUCUGGAGUUGUUUUGUCUACUGAAACGUUUUGGAAAGAUAUAUUCAAUGUGCUCCCUAGUGGAAAAACCAGCUUAAGCUGGUAGCUGUGUUUUAGAACAUGGUGGUUUAGGGUGGUCAUAAGCUGGUCAUCAGCUGGUUGACCAGCUACCAUCUUCCAAAAACCAGCUUGACCCGCUAGAGCUGGUAUGACCAGCUGAUCGUAAAAUGGUAGCUGGUCGACCAGCAAAUGUCCAGCUUGGACCAGUUUAUGACCAGCUUAAACCAGCUACCAUGUUCCAAAACACAGCUACCAGCUUGAGAUGGGUUUUCCACCAGGAAUCAUGUUGUAAUAAUAAUACGUUUAUUUUAUACAGCGCCUUUGUUGAACCCAAGGUCACUUUACAUGAGAGCCAAUACGUGAAAUACUGCAAAUGGACAGAAAACAAAAUGCAUAUUAUGUUGUAGAUGUUUGUACGAUAGCUAUAUUUUUAGAAAUAGAAAAUAGAAAGAACGAAACCCCUUUAAAAAAACUGUGCAACCCAUUUAAAACACGGUAAGUCUGCCCCUCACAGUCUCAUUAUAAUUCCCGCCAAAAAAAUUAAAGAUGGCGCUACUGUUAAGCGCGAAACACAAGAGCGCGAACUGUGUAUUGAGGUUCACGUAUGAAUGACUCAUUAAAGUCGGUUCUUUAGAUUCUUCAGCGCGAAACAAACAGCGUGACCACCAGUGUAGAACGAUUCCUGAAUGACUCAUUGGUCUCGAAUGACUCAUUAAAGUCGGUUCUUUAGAUUCUUCAGCGCGAAACAUACAGCGUGACCACCAGUGUAGAAUGAUUCCUGAAUGACUCAUUGGUCUCGAAUGACUCAUUAAAGCCGGUUCUUUAAAAUCAUCAGCGCGAAACAAACAGCGCGACCAGUGUAGAACGAUUCCCCAACGAAUGAAUCUGACGAGCCGGUUCUUUUGAAUCUAUCUUGAAUCUACACUAUAUUGCCAAAAGUAUUCGCUCACCCAUCCAAAUAAAUGAAUUCAGGUGUUCCAAUCACUUCCAUGGCCACAGGUGUAUAAAAUGAAGCACCUAGGCAUGCAGACUGCUUCUACAAACAUUUGUGAAAGAAUGGGCCGCUCUCAGGAGCUCAGUGAAUUCCAGCGUGGUACUGUGAUAGGAUGCCACCUGUGCAACAAGUCCAGUCGUGAAAUUUCCUCGCUACUAAAUAUUCCACAGUCAACUGUCAGUGGUAUUAUAACAAAGUGGAAGUGAUUGGGAAUGACAGCAACUCAGCCACGAAGUGGUAGGCCACGUAAAAUGACAGAGCGGGGUCAGCGGAUGCUGAGGUGCAUAGUGCGCAGAGGUCGCCAACUUUCUGCAGAGUCAAUCGCUACAGACCUCCAAAGUUCAUGUGGCCUUCAGAUUAGCUCAAGAACAGUGCGUAGAGAGCUUCAUGGAAUGGGUUUCCAUGGCCGAGCAGCUGCAUCCAAGCCAUACAUCACCAAGUGCAAUGCAAAGCGUCAGAUGCAGUGGUGUAAAGCACGUCGCCACUGGACUCUAGAGCAGUGGAGACGCAUUCUCUGGAGUGACGAAUCACGCUUCUCCAUCUGGCAAUCUGAUGGACGAGUCUGGGUUUGGCGGUUGCCAGGAGAACGGUACUUGUCUGACUGCAUUGUGCCAACUGUGAAGUUUGGUGGAGGAGGGAUUAUGGUGUGGGGUUGUUUUUCAGGAGCUGGGUUUGGCCCCUUAGUUCCAGUGAAAGGAACUCUGAAUGCUUCAGCAUACCAAGAGAUUUUGGACAAUUCCAUGCUCCCAACUUUGUGGGAACAGUUUGGGGAUGGCCCCUUCCUGUUCCAACAUGACUGCACACCAGUGCACAAAGCAAGGUCCAUAAAGACAUGGGUGAGCGAGUUUGGUGUGGAAGAACUUGACUGGCCUGCACAGAGUCCUGACCUCAACCCGAUAGAGCACCUUUGGGAUGAAUUAGAGUGAAGACUGCGAGCCAGGCCUUCUCAUCCAACAUCAGUGUCUGACCUCACAAAUGCACUUCUGGAAGAAUGGUCAAAAAUUCCCAUAAACACACUCCUAAACCUUGUGGAAAGCCUUCCCAGAAUAGUUGAAGCUGUUAUAGCUGCAAAGGGUGGGCCGACGUCAUAUUAAACCCUAUGGAUUAAGAAUGGGAUGUCACUUAAGUUCAUAUGCGUCUAAAGGCAGGUGAGCGAAUACUUUUGGCAAUAUAGUGUAAGUGCCGUUCCCGAAUGAAUGACUCGUAUGAGUAGGUUCUUUUGAGUGAAUCGGACUUCCGUCAUUUCUGGCUAGAAACAGAAAUCCACAAAGGUAUUGCCACAAAAUUGAAAGCACAAAAUUGUCAAGAAUGUCAUUGUACGGCGUAGCAUUAAGGUAUCUCCUCACAGAAAUUACUAGAAGAGUAAUCUUGUUAAUUAGAAGGGGUUAUUCACAUACUUUUUGCCAUAUUGUGUAGCGGUUAACUUCUCAAUAGACCCUUUGCCCAACAAUUGGCAGAGUGGAACAGAAUCUAAACAGUAGCUGGAUGUUACAACCCCUGGCAAAAAUGAUGGAGUCACCACACUUAGAGGAUGUUCACCCAGCUUUUUACUUCGUAGCAAAUAAACAAAUCACAUAUAUGACACAAAACAAUUUUUGUUUAUUAGCUGAACAUUCUGGCUUCGUGAAACAUCCCUCAAACAAAUUAAAUUACAUUAUUUUAAUGAAUGGCAUAUUUAUUUUCCAGAUCAAGUAGAGGAAAAAAUGUAUGGAAUCAUCAAAAAAAAAAAAAGAAAUUCACAAUUAGUACAUUGUUGCUUCUCAUCUGGCUUUUAUGAUGGCCUGAAUUCUUUGAGGCAUGGACUUCACUAAUAAAAAAACUAUAUUCUCCAUUAAGCUGGUUCGAACUUUCUCGAAUAGCAGUUGACAGAUCAGCUUUGCAGGAUGAAGCCUUGUCGUGGACCAAUUUUUUCAAUUUCCACCAUAAAUUUUCAAUUGGAUUGAGAUCCGGACUGUUUGCUGGUCAUGCCAUUGAGUAGAUAAAAACUUUAACACUCUUUGCUCUGUGGCAAGAUGCAUUAUCAUCCUGAAAAAUAACUUCAUCAUCACCAAACCUAUUUUCUAUCGAUGGAAUGAGAAAAGUGUCCAAAAUUUCAAUGUACACCUGUGCAUUGACUGUUGAGGUAAUGAUUGCCAUCUCCCCUGGUCCUUUACCUGACAUGCAACCCCAUAUCAUAAAUGACUGGGGAAAUUUGAUUGUUUUCUUCAGGCAGUCAUCUUUAUAUGUUUCAUUAGAACGGCACCAGACAAAAGUUCCAGCAUCUUCGCCUUGGCCAAUGUAGAUUCGUGAUUCAUCACCGAAUAUCUCUUUCAUCCAAUCAUCUACACUCCGUGAUUGCUUCUCUUUAGCCCACUGUAGCCUUGUUUUCUUCUAGUGCUGGUUUUCAUUUGGCUCUUCUAUAUGUUAAUCCCAUUUCAUUCAGCCGAUUUCUUACAGCUUUGUCACAAACAUUGACUCCUGUUGCCUCCCAUUUCUUUUGUUGUGCAUUUUCUAUUUUUUAAUUUUUUUAUUUUAUCCCCUUUUCUCCCAAUUUUGGAAUGCCCAAUUCCCACUACUUAGUAGGUCCUCGUGGUGGUGCGGUUACUCACCUCAAUCCGGGUGGUGGAGGACAAGUCUCAGUUGCCUCCGCUUCUGAGACCAUCAAUCCGCGCAUCUUAUCACGUGACUCGUUUUGUAUGACACCGCGGAGACUCACAGCAUGUGGAGGCUCAUGCUACUCUCCACGAUCCACGCACAACUCACCACGCGCCCCAUUGAGAGCGAGAACCACUAAUCGUGACCACGAGGAGGUUACCCCGUGUGACUCUACCCUCCCUAGCAACCGGGCCAAUUUGGUUGCUUAGGAGACCUGGCUGGAGUCACUCAGCACACCCUGGAUUCGAACUCGUGACUCCAGGUGUGGUAGUCAGCGUCAGUACUCGCUGAGCUACCCCCACAUUUUCUAUUUUCAAGGCAUAUUGCUUUGAGUUUUCUAUCCUGACGCUUUGAUGUCUUCCUUGGUCUACCCGUAUGUUUUCCUAUAAUAUACUUCCCAUUUUGUUUAUACUUGCACCAAAUUUUAGACACAGCUGACUGGGAACAACCAACUUCUUUUGCCACACUCUGUGUUGGAUUUCCUUCUUGAAGGAGUUUUAUAAUCCUUUCAAUUGUUUCAAUUGACAACUCUGUUGUUGGGGCCAUGUUUCCUUUCAAUUAGCCAAGUCCAACAGCUCAUUAAGGUCUGUAAGCACUUUUAACUGCAGACUAAUUAGCAUUUUUAGACUUGUGCUGGUAUUUGUUUUAGAAAUGCAAAUUACAAGGUGAUUCCAUCAUUUUUUCUUCUACUUGAUCUGGAAAAAAAUAUGCCAUUAAUUAAAAUCACGUAAUUACAUUUGUUUGAGGGAUGUUUCACAAAGCCAGAAUGUUCAGCUAUUAAACAAAGAUUGUUUUGUGACAUAUCUGUGAUUUGUUUAUUUGCUACGAAGUAAAAAAGCUGGGUGAACAUCCUCUAAGUGUGGUGACUCCAUUUUUGCCAGGGGUUGUAGAAAUGGAAGCUUGUUUCGGUUCAAACAAUCAAUGCAUCUGCUUUCUGAGGAAGCAAACUAGUGUUUUUAGAAUCUACAUGGAUAUGCUUCAUAAAUACAGUAGAAUCCGUAGGGUUUUAUACUCAUAUCAACUUUCUUUAGUUUAAAUAGCCUAUGAAUGUUAGAACUUCAACACAUCAGAUAGUAUUAAAGGAAGGCAAUGAACAGAAAUCAGUUUAAAUGGUAUGUUUUGUGGUGAUAUAAAACAAUUUACAGUGUUACACAGAUUAAUACUCAAUAAUUCGUAUGCAUUUGAGAAUUUUCUGGGAUGUCAGCUGAUAUAAAUCAUACAUUUCUGUAUUCCAUGAUUCUGUAUUUUUUAUUGUCCUAUUGAAACUUUAUUAAAACAGUGUUAGUUUGUCAUCUAGCAUUCACUGUCUAACAGUAUAGUAUAGUAUGUACAGUAUAUUAUGAUAAAGGUAUGCAUUUUUUAACGCCUGCAAAAAUCAACUUGAUUGCACAUUGAGGACCAAUCCAUAUCUUCUUGUUAAUUUUCCUCUAUUAUGGUACAUAUCUAAUGACUUUUAUGAAGUGUUGAAGUGUACUGAGGAUGUGAAUCACCAGCAAUCUUUAUGUAAAUACCCUGUACAGAACGGAUGAGUUCGGAUUUUAUGAGUGUAAAUGUGUUACAUAUCUUGAGCCAGAUAUAUUGCUCAUGUAUAAACAUUACAUCAAUAAUAAUAAUAAUAAAAAACAUUUAUCCA
Myxocyprinus asiaticus (Chinese sucker) is the source of this 7966-nucleotide messenger RNA. RefSeq names its product sodium- and chloride-dependent GABA transporter 2-like. The transcript has 15 exons. Gene Ontology annotation, cellular component: membrane. The record is from RefSeq and is a predicted model, not a curated record. Gene Ontology annotation, biological process: sodium ion transmembrane transport. The coding region runs from base 158 to 1987 and encodes 609 amino acids. Lineage: Eukaryota; Metazoa; Chordata; Actinopteri; Cypriniformes; Catostomidae.